Messenger RNA from Salvelinus fontinalis (brook trout), 875 nucleotides. RefSeq lists its product as uncharacterized. The transcript is spliced from 9 exons. Bases 93 to 860 code for a protein of 255 amino acids. Gene Ontology annotation, biological process: mitochondrial fusion. Lineage: Eukaryota; Metazoa; Chordata; Actinopteri; Salmoniformes; Salmonidae. The record is from RefSeq and is a predicted model, not a curated record.
AUGUGUCUCACCUCCGCCACGAGACGUCUGUGGACGUGACGCUUGGCUGCUACCAGCAGACUGAUGUCUCAGUGGUGUACGCCACUCUCCACAUGGGGCUGGACGGGCUUCUCUCCUCUUCAGCGUGGUCGGAGGCUGCCUCCUUCUCUACGCCCACCACUCAGCAGUUCACUGACCCAGAGCCUGAGGGCCACAACGGCUAUAAGGGUUGGGAGGAGGACCUGCUGCCUGAGGAGAGGGAGGUUCCUCUGCUAAACCUCUACCUUACCACCAAGAGAGUGGAGGACAUCGCCCUGAGGCUCGUCUCCCUGCGCCAGGCCUUCCCUACCCUGCUUCGUUCCACCCUGAGCAGGAACCAUGUGUUUGUGGCGGGAAAGGUCCUCCUGGGCGCACUGGUUCAGGCCAACCACAUGGACGGGGCCAAGUUCAUCCGUACUUAUAACGACUUUGUGGACUACCUGAGUGACCCCUCCAAGCGGAAUGACAUUGAGAGGGAGCUGGCUGAGGCAAAGAUCCAUCAUGUGAACAUGAUAGAUGUCGUUUUUGAGCUGGUGCUGUUUGGGAUGAUGACAGCUCAGAAGUCCCUGAUGGUGCACCCCGGUGGGUUUGUGGAGCGUCUGUACGCUCUCCUGUACUCCUUCCUGCCCACUGCUGCCAACAUGGAGCCAGAGGCUGACAGAUACCUGCUGCUGCUCAAUGAUUCUUGUGACACUUUGCCACCCAAGAGGGAUCCAGACACCAAUGCACUACAUUACUUUGCACUGAAUUUGACAUUUUUAAAUAAAAUAAGUUGUAGUUCAAAAACGUUUUUGUUUCCGUCUUUUCAUCUAUUUGAUUUUAUGACCAUUUCCUCUUCCUAGAGGUAUAAUGCUAAU